CCUGGACCCCUUUGUCUCUCCGCCCCAAAGAGGACAGUCUGUACCCUUCUGCUGUUGGCCGGGAUAUCAGGGGCUGCAGGCAACUUCCCCACCUAUUCUUGGCGAGAUGCAGAGACCCAGGAGUGGCUGCUGUGUCAGCAGUGCCCACCUGGCACCUUUGUGAAGCAUCACUGCAACCUCAGGAGCCCCACGAUCUGCCAGCCAUGCCCAUCACUGCACUACACACAGUACUGGAACUACCUGGAGAAAUGCCGAUACUGCAACGUGUUCUGUGGGGAGCAUGAGGAGGAGGCGCAGGCCUGCAAUGCCACUCACAACCGAGCCUGCCGCUGCCAGUUGGGCUACUAUGCCCAUGCGGACUUCUGCAUCGAGCACUCAGCCUGCCCCCCAGGCUCUGGUGUGGUCACUCUGGGGACCCCAAACCAGAACACACAAUGCCAGCCAUGCCCCAAAGGCACUUUUUCAAGCAACAGCUCCAGCACAGAGAGGUGCCAGCCACAUCGAAACUGCACCGCCCUUGAUAUGUUUCUUAAUGUACCUGGGACUUCAUUCCAUGAUGCCUUGUGCACACGAUGUGCUAGUUUCUCAAGCAGCACUCCUGAGCCAGAUGACAAGGAAUGUGAACAGGCACUGAUCGACUUUGUGGCCUUCCAAAAUAUUUCACUAAAGAAACUGAUGAGGUUGCAGCAGGUCCUAGAGAGCACUGGCAGUUGGCAGAGAGAAUGGCCAGAGCCAGAGAGCCGGGCAGCUGUGCAGAAGAAGCUACUCCUCAGGUUAACUGAACUCAGUGAGAUCCAAGAAUCUCCAGCCCUUCUCCCCUGGUUGCUAUCGACUUUUCAAAAAGCCAAGCUAACCACCUUGGAGAGGAAUAUCCGGAAGCGCUUCUCCUUUGACCUGAAUGACUAGGUCACCUCUAUCCCCAAAGCCCUGAGUUUGCCCUACACUCCAUUAGACCAGCUCCUUCUCCAGGAGACAGCUCUGGAGUCAACUGUCCUGGGGGCUUAGACUUGUGGGCCUCCCACCAUAAACUCUUUGGACUAUUUAUUUCACAGCUUGGUAGUGGAGAGGGUGCAGGGGCUGGAGUCUACUUGAACUUCCUAGCUGUGUGACCCUGGGCAAAUCACUUACUCUGUUUGCCUCAGUGCCUAUGCUAAAUGAACUGGAGGAGAGGAGAUGGCAAACCACACCAUUAUCUUUGCCAAGAAAAUCCCAAAUGGAUUCAACAAUGACCAUCUCCACCAGGCCUCUAUUCUCAGGGGUCACGGUCCCUGUCCCCAAACCUCGAUCACCAGGGGCUACAUGAAACUGAUGGGUUUUAUAUCAUGAUGGAAAAGUAUUUUUUAUAAAAACCAUUUUGUGAGUCUGUCUUUGUUCCCAUUUCCAGUUUUUUAGCACAGUGCAUGGCAAGCACUUAAUAAAUGUUUAUGACUGACUUUCAAACAUCUGUCUUGAGCAAAAGGCAGUGAAGAUCCACAUACUUGGUCAAACUUGCUUCCUUCUGUAAGUUUUAACUGUUUGACCCCAAGAGUACUAAUCAGUUCCUCACUUAGGCUCAAGUGCUCUCCCUAUAGUGUAUGAGUUUGAUGUUCAUAUACUUUUUUGGUAAGUGUUUUUGUAAGUUGUAAGGAAAUCUUUGUGAGAGUGAUUCCCAUUUUCCUUCUUUGGGUCUCUUCAGAAUCCCAAGAAUUCAGGAACCCAGUCUUCUGCAGAUAGUGGGUUCCUUGAAGGCAGCUUCUUGUACCGUGCACUCAUGCACACAUGCAUGCGCGUGCACACAUACACUCCAACACAUUUUCUCAAUGUACUGACACAUAAGUCCCUGCGCUCCAAUAACUGUUGUCCUAAUAAAAGAUGUGACCCCUAUAUGCACUUCUGGGAAGAGAGGGUCAAAGAAUGUUAGAAAGUCAGUGAACUGGCUGAAAGGCUCCCUGGAGGAAGUGGACAUUACCUGUGAUUAAAUUCUGGUGUAGUCCUUUGCAAAUUGUAAACACUCAGGAAAAUUAGCUAGGACCCAACUCUGUAGGGUCCUUCCUCCUUAGCUUUGGGGCCAAUACUGACGAUGAGAGAGAAAUGUUGAAGAUGGACCUUUAAAAAAAAAAGUUUUUUCUAUUUUUUUUAAUUACAUGUAGAAACAACUUUUGAUAAUUGUUUUCUGACACGUUAGGUUUCAUUGUCCCAUCCUUCUGUCUCCCAGGCCAGGAAAUGCUUAUUCCCUAUUCCUUUCCUUUGUCCCCUGCCUCCAUCCCAGGGCUUCUUUGAUUUCUCUGUGAAACUAUCCCAGGCUGCGAAAUAGUCUGAUAUAGGUUCUACCAGUGCUUUUAGGCAGUACAUAUUUCCAUAUUCACCAUGCCUUGACAGAAGACACACAUCACACAUACAAUAAAAAACUCUUUAAGGAAAUAAAGUGGAAGAUGGUAUGCUUUGAUCAAUUCCAACAGUUCCUUCUUUGGCUAUGGAUAGCAGUUUUAUGAGUCUCUUGGAGUUAUCCUGGAACCUUGUUUUGCUGAUAAUAGUUUAGUGCGCUGUAAUUGAUCAUUGUACAAUAUUUCUCUUACUGCGUACAUUGUUCUCCUGGUUCUGCUCACUUCACUUUUCAUCAGUUCAUGUAAGUUUUUCCAGGUUUUUCUGAAUUCAUCUUGUUCAUCAUUUCUUAUGGCACAAUGGUAUUCCAUUACAAACAUAUACCACAGCUUGUUCAACCAUUCCCCAAUUGAUGGACACCCCCCCAUUUUCCAAUUCUUUGUCACUACAAGAAGAGCUGCUAAAAAUAUUUGUAUACAGGCACAUACUCUUCCCCUCUCUCUGCUCUCUUUGGGAUGCAGCCCUGGUAAUGGUAAUUACUGGAUCAAAGGGUAUGCAGUUUUAUGGCCUUUUGGAUGUGGUUUCAAAUUGCUCUCCAAAAUGGUUAUAUCAGUUCAUAAAUCCACCAGUAGUGUCCUAAUCUUCCCACAUCUCUCCAAUAUUUAUUUUUCCUCUUUGGUCAUAAUAGCCACUCUAAUAGGUAUGAAGUAGUAUCUCAGAGUUGUUUUAAUUUUCAUUUCUCUAAUCAAGUGAUUUGGGGCAUUUUUUAAUAAAACUUUUUAAUUUCCUCACCAGAGAACUGCCUAUUCAUAUGCUGUCACCAUUUAUCAGUUGGGGAAUGCUUUGUAUUCAUAUUUAUUUGAGUCAAUUCUUCAUAUAUUUGAGAAAUGAGGCCUUUUUCAGAGACUUGCUAUAAAAAUUUUUUAGUUUUUUGGUUUCCCUUCUAAUCUUGGUUGCAUUUUUACAAACUUUUUACUUUAAUCAAAAUUAUUCAUUUCAGUUUUCAUUAUGUUGUGUCUUGUUUGGUCAUAAAAAUUUCCUAUAUUCAUAAGUCUGACAGGUAAACUUUUCCAUGGUUCCCUAAUUUAUCUGGGGUAUCAUGCCUUAUUUUUAGAUCAUGUAUCUAUUUUGACUUUAUCCUGGUUAGAUGUUAGUCUAUUCCUAAUUUCUACUAUAUUGUUUUCCAGUUUCCCAGCAGUAUUUGUCAAAUAGUGAGUUCUUCCCAAAAUAGUUUGGACCUUAGGAUUUGUCAAACAUUAGAUGACUAUGAUCAUUAACUACUGUGUAUUGAUUUUCUAAUCUAUUCCACUGAUCCAGUACUCCAUUUCUUAGUCAGUAACAGAUUGUUUUGACAAUUACUACUUUAUAAUAUAGUUUGAGAUCUGGUACAGCCAGGCCUCCUUCCUCUUUUUAAAAUUAAUUCCCUUGAUAUUCUUGACCUUUGCUUCUUCCAAAUGAAUUUUGCUACUUUUCCUAGUUCUAAGAAAUAAUUUUAGUUUGAUAUGGCAUUGAAUAGGUAAAUUUAUGUAAGAACAUCAUAUUUUUUAGUUUGCUAUAUCCAUGAGUGAGCAAUUGCUUAGGUCUGAUUUUAUUUGUGUGAAGUGUUUUGUAAUUAUGUUCAUAUAGUUGUUGAGUUUGCUUUGUAAGUAUACCCCUGGUAUUUUAUAUUUUCUACAGUUAUUUUAAAAAGAAUUUUCUUUUCUAUCUUUUUCUGUUUAACUUUGUUGGUGGUAAAUAGAAUUGCUGAUGAUUUA
Messenger RNA from Monodelphis domestica (gray short-tailed opossum), 4055 nucleotides. RefSeq names its product TNF receptor superfamily member 6b (gene TNFRSF6B). The record is from RefSeq and is a predicted model, not a curated record. NCBI's taxonomy places the organism in Eukaryota, Metazoa, Chordata, Mammalia, Didelphimorphia, Didelphidae. Gene Ontology annotation, molecular function: protein binding.